GAAUCAAUUUCCUGCGGAAGUGAAAUUUUCUUGAAGCAUUUUCAAUAACAUUACAAAACUUGAAUGUUUUUCAUUGUUUAAACGCUGCAUAUCCAAAGAUAACACAUAACAUGUUUGACAGUAACUUAGUGCUUUGUUAAAACUUAAUUCUGACCUACAAUUCUGCCAUAUUUGUCGGUGGCACCAAUACAACUUUUACAAAGUCAUGGGGUCAUAUUCUGUCAUGAUGCAUGUAUGAGACAAUAUUUGUUGCAUUAUUUCACUGUGAAGCAUCACUUAUCAUGCAGAAAAAAAUUAAAAGUAAACAAUGACGUCAAAAACAGAUGUGCGGAUCUUGCUUGUUGGAGAUUCUGGUGUAGGGAAGACAUCUUUGAUUUUAUCAUUGGUCAGUGAAGAGUUUAAUGAGGAGGUUCCAGCGAAAGCUGAAGAAAUCAAUAUUCCUGCUGAUGUUACACCAGAGAGAGUUCCUACACAUAUUGUUGACUUCUCUUACCGAGAACAGUCAGAAGAUGAUCUUAUUGAAGAAGUAAAAAAGGCCCAUGUGAUAUGUAUUGUAUAUGCUGUAAAUGAUGAAGAUUCAAUGGAAGGAAUCACAUCAACUUGGCUGCCAUUUAUAAGAAAACAACUGGGAGAGGAUGCUGGGGUGCCUGUGAUACUAGUUGGAAAUAAGGGAGACCUUAUAGACUAUUCUACAGGGGAGGCAAUGGAGCCUAUCAUGCAAGACUUUGCAGAAGUUGAAACCACAAUAGAGUGUUCAGCAAAAAGCCUAAGAAACAUCAGUGAGCUGUUUUACUAUGCACAGAAGGCAGUGUUAUAUCCCAUGGUUCCUCUCUUCAACCCCGCAGAAAAAGAUUUAACACAGAAAUGUAAGAUGGCAUUACAGCGAGUGUUCAGGAUCUGUGAUCUGGACAAUGAUCAAAUACUCAGGGAUGAUGAAGUCAACUUGUUUCAGAGAAAAUGUUUUGAUACUCCUUUACAACCUCACAUGUUAGAUGAGGUAAAGGAACUAGUCAGACGGAGUAUACCGGAUGGUGUUGCUGAUAUGGGUUCAUUCUCUGGUUUCACUCUAAAAGGGUUUCUGCAUUUGUUUGUGGUAUUUGUACAUAAAGGAAGAAUAGAAACCCCAUGGACAGUGCUGAGAAAGUUUGGUUACGAUGAUAACCUCUUGUUACGGAAUGAUAUUUUAGCCCCAAAAUUAAAUGUUGGUGUUGGAAGCACAACAGAGUUAAGUUAUGAAGGUGUACAGUUUCUUACCAGGCUUUUUCAAAAAUAUGAUGAGGACAGAGAUGGUAUUUUAUCACCGACAGAAUUGACAAAUUUGUUCAGCACUUGCCCAAUGUUACCCUGGGGACCAGAUGUCAACAACACAGUGGUAACAAACAUGAGCGGCUGGAUAACAUUACAGGGUUACUUGGCACAAUGGACAUUGACUACAUUAUUAGAUCAUCCAAGAACUUUAGAAUACCUGGCCUAUCUAGGAUAUCAUUAUCAUAAUGAUACAACUCUCACAGCAAUACAAGUAACACGAGACAAGAAAAUAGAUCUGGAAAAGAGACAGACAGCAAGGAAUGUGUUCCGUUGUCAUGUACUGGGACCUAAAGGUGUAGGAAAGACAUCUUUCUUGCAAGGUUUAUUAGGUAGAAAUCUCAGAUAUGUUGCUACUUUGAAUAAAGAACAGUUGUCAAGUUUUACUAUAAACACAGUUCAAGUGUAUGGACAAGAAAAAUAUUUAAUGUUACAUGAAGUAGAUGUGGCCGUGUCAGACAUGUUGUCUCCUACAGAAACUAAUUGUGAUGUUGCCUGUUUAUUAUAUGAUGUCACAAAUCCUAGAUCAUUUGAGUUCUGUGCCAGAAUGUACAUGAAACAUUUUCUGGAUAGUCGCGUACCAACAUUGAUAGUAGCAUGUAAAGUAGAACAUCCAGAGGUGCGGCAGGACUAUGAAAUCACUCCGGCAGCAUUCUGUAGCAAGUUUAAAUUAUCUCCUCCUCAGAGAUUUACAUGUAUAGACAAAGUCAACAAAGAUGUGUAUAUCAAAUUAGCAACCAUGGCAGCUUAUCCCAAUCUUAAGCGUUUGGUACACAUGUUACUAGUUCACCAAAACCCUGUCUGGCUGGAGGAGAGACUAAGUGACUUGAAAGACAUUGUGUUGGCAAAUGAUAAACGAUUACUGAAAAUCGGUUUAGGAGUUGUGACUGUGACUGGAGUUGGAUUUAUAGUGUACAAAUUAGUUAAAAAUUACAAUCAAUAGUUGUUCCCCCUUAACAGUUUUCAUUUGGAGGAAGAAAAACCAGAAAUGCAACAGAUGUUCUCAUAGGAUGGAGUGUGCUUUAAGUAUCAGUGUUAUGGAAACAUACCAGUGUUAUAAUAAACAGGCUAGGCUGUGUGAAAAAAAAGGAUAAACCUGCUGGGCUAAAACGUGUGUUCAGGGUUUCAACUAGUGUUUUUUAAGGAGAUAAUGUUAUACAUACACUGAUACCAGAUUUUGCUGGAUUUUUACCCAAUAAUAUAUCGUGAACUGUAGGAAAACAUUUCAUUUUGGAAAGUACAAAUUGUCAAUGGAAUAGUGAGGUACAAAUUAAACACUAUAUUUAUUGCUUCUUUCAUAUUUUCUACCCCAAUGAAAUAACAAUAUGCAGCAAUUGCUUUUAUUUAGAUUUGUGAAGAGUUUUGUAUGGUUUUAUCAACUUCUAGAAGCCUAGUUCACUUUCUGCACAUGGUAUUUAUAUUAUUGUGGAGAAAAUAUUAAAAGCUGUUCUCAGUUGUAAGCAGUCUAGAAUAAUUUGACAUGAAGAAAGUGUAUAUAAAACGGGUCGUAACACUGAUUUCGUGUCAAAGACGGUACUUAUUUAUUGUGGACUCUCAUUACAUACUGGUUGUCUUGAGAGAUUAAAUUCUUAAUUUCUCGAAAUGUUGAAAAAUCUUUGUUUCUAGGUGUCUGCAGUUGUGUUCUGUAUUUUACUGGACCAAACCUUUUGCAAAUGUUUAUUUCAUUUCAUUCUUGCUUGUUAGUGCUCUUAUAUUUAUUUCUUUAAGAAAAUGCUAUUUUUUAAAAGCUCUUUGUAGUAAAGAACUUUGUUUCAGCCACCAAAAAUGCCCAUUUCAUACACCCACAAUAGAAUCAUGACAGCAUCCUGUUAGGUGUUUCAUACCACAGUAAAAAAUUGGUAAACUUCGCCAAUAAACCUAAAAACUACAUCAUUAUAUAGUUACAGAUUUGAUUGAGUUGCACUGAUUAUUAACGGCAUUGGUAUAUAACUUCACACGCACUGCUUGUUUUAGAUAGGUAAAAGAAGUGUGAUGUGAAAUGAAGUUGCUCCCCAUUUCAUAUUUUAACUAGGACUAUAGUGUCAGGCAGCUUACAUAUCAACAGGAUUGGGGUUAUAUGACCUCUGAUUGUGUGUACCCUUAGUACCUUAAUCCUUGUAUGUUGUCAUGGUUUGGCAUUUAGUUGUGGUCUUAGUUUGUUCACACUAUCAAAAUGCUAAGUUAUUCUUGGUCAAGUUGAAUGUUUAGAAAAUCAUAUAUUAUUACAACACAAGGUCUUGCACUAUGACCAAUAUUGCUGAAGUAAUUGUAUUUACAUUAGCCUUUUUCUUUUCCUUUGAAAAUUAUGACAUUCAUUUUGUAUGAACAGCAAAAAGGAAGGUGCCAAAGUGGCGACAACACUGCUUAGUGAUAAUGGGUUGCUGUUUUGACAAGUUUCUGUAUAUAGUUUAGGAGAGGGUCCUUUAGAUGACAUGGCAGUUUUUCUAGUGAAAAGAAUGACUGGGAAGCUUAUUUUAAUAUUGAAUGUCAGAAUACCUCAUCUACACAAAUUAUUAAUCUGAUCAUGUCGGUAAUGUCCGGUUUCAUGCUAAAGGUCACAAACCAGUACAUAAAUGUAAAAUAGAAACUAUGCACCCUGAAUUAUUUUCAGUAGGGCUGGGACGAUUUCAAUAUUUUGAAACUGGUUAAUCUUUUGUUUGAAAUCGAAUCAAAGCGGUUAGUUGGCCGCCAUAUUUAAAUUGCUGUUUUCUUUCCUGACCACCGUAUCAAAGUACUUCCAGCAGCUGCUGACUUUAUUAGAAACUUACUGACUUCAUCGUUUGCAAGCAGUGUGACAAUUAAUAUCUAAUAUUUUGGUGUAGAUCUAUUUUAUUUUCAAUAUAUAACGACAGGUAAAUCAGAGACUAUUGAUUAUGUUGAUAUGUUUUAGCGAAAAAAACAAACACUGAGGAUCUAAGUGCUGGUCAAAGAAAUGUAUAAAGAUGUACGACUCGUGUUGUUUAUUGUUUAAGAGCGAUUACCGGUUUUGCAAAAUUGAAAUUGGUUUCACCUAGUAAUCGAAUCAGAUCCGAUUAACAGAGUAAUCAUCCCAGUCCUAAUUUUUGAAGUGCAGAAAAAAAGAGAGAUUUAUUCAUGUCAUGAAUUGUUAUUGUUUAGUCUACAGUUUAUUAGGUGUAUUAUUUAACACCAUUAUUGUGCAUUUUUAGCUCUAAUGUCACUUUGUGACAAGGUGAGCUUUUGUGAUCGCACAUCGUCCGUCUGUAAACUUUUGCUUGUGACCACUCAAGAGGUCACAUUUUUCAUGGGAUCUUUAUGAAAGUUGGUCUGAAUGUUCAUCUUGAUGAUAUCUAGGUCAAGUUCAAAACUGGGUCACGUGCGGUCCAAAACUAGGUCAGUAGGUCUAAAAAUAGAUAAACCUUGUGACCUCUCUAGUCAGGCCAUACUUUUCAAUGGAUCUUCAUGAAAGUUGGUCAGUAUGUUCACCUUGAUGAUAUCUAGGUCAAGUUCGAAACUGGUUCAUGUGCCUUCAAAAACUAGGUCAGCAGGUCAAAUAAUAAAAGAACGUUGUGACCUCUCUAGAGGCCAUAUUUUUCAUGGGAUCUGUAUGAAAGUUGGUGUGAAUGUUCAUCUUGAUGAUAUCUAGGUCAAGUUCGAAACUGAGUCACGUGCAGUCCAAAACUAGGUCAGUAGGUCUAAAAAUAGAAAAACCUUGUGACCUAUCUAGAGGCCAUACUUUUCAAUGGAUCUUCAUGAAAGUUGGUCAGUAUGUUCACCUUGAUUAUAUCUAGGUCAGGUUCGAAACUGGGUCAUGUGCCAUCAAAAACUAGGUCAGUAGAUCAAAUAAUAAAAAAACAUUGUGACCUCUCUGGAGGCCAUAUUUUUCAUGGGAUCUGUAUGAAAGUUGGUCUGAAUGUUCAUCUUGAUGAUAUCUAGGUCAAGUGCGAAACUGAGUCAACUGCGGUCAAAAACUAGGUCAGUAGGUCUAAAAAUAGAAAAACCUUGUGACCUCUCUAGAAGCCAUACUUGUGAAUGGAUCUUCCUGAAAAUUGGUCAGAAUGUUCACCUUGAUGAUAUCUAGGUCAAGUUUGAAACUGGGUCACAUACCGUCAAUAACUAGGUCAGUAGGUCAAAUAAUAGAAAAACCUUGUGACCUCUAUAGAGGCCAUAUUUUUCAUGGGAUCUGGAUGAGAGUUGGUCUGAAUGUUCAUCUUGAUGAUAUCUAGAUCAAAUUCGAAACUGGGUCAUCUGCGGUCAAAAACUAGGUCAGUAGGUCUUAAAAUAAAAAAACCUUGUGACCUCUCUAGAGGCCAUAAUUUUGAAUGGAUCUUCAUGAAAAUUAGUCAGAAUGUUCAUCUUGAUGAUAUCUAGGUCAGGUUUGAAACUGAGUCAACUGUGGUCAAAAACUAGGUCAGUAGAUCUAAAAAUAGAAAAACCUUGUGACCUCUCUAGAGGCCAUACUUUUGAAUGGAUCUUCAUGAAAAUUGGUCAGAUUGUUCACCUUAAUGAUAUCUAGGUCAAAUUCGAAACUGGGUCAUGUGCCUGCAAUAACUAGGUCAGUAGGUCAAAUAAUAAAAAACCUUGUGACCUCUCUAGAGGCCAUAUUUUUCAAUGGAUCUUCAUGAAAAUUGGUCAGAAUUCUUAUCUUGAUGAUAUCUAGGUCAGGUUCAAAACUGGGUCACAUGAGCUCAAAAACUAGGUCACUAUGUCAACUAAUAGAAAAAAUGACGUCAUACUCAGUUCAAAACUGGGUCAUGUGGGGACAGGUGAGCGAUUCAGGACCAUCAUGGUCCUCUUGUUAAUAGUUCAUUUUUGUUCAUUUAUUUUGUUGUCAUUGUCAACAGAUAAUAUCCUGUGAGGCAAAUUUCCCCCUUGACUUUACAGGAGACAGCGGGUCUAAAGUCAUUUGUCUUCCACCUCUAACAUCAGGGGAGAACCAGUCAUUUCUGGCUUGGGGUCCGGAAACAAGCAAGGCAAACUGACUGCUUUCACAUAAUAUACUUUACAUACUUUUACUGAUUAUCCUGUUGAGAAAUGAAUGUUACACAAACAUCUUAAUGAUUAUAAGGGAUUCAACCUUUGUACUUUUAUGAUGUGAAAGGCACAGCUUCUGACAAUAUAUAGUUAAGUCAGUGGAUUGAUUUCUAGCUGUAUUUAAAAUUAAAAUAAAAAAACAAGGCUUGUAUGCUUUUUUAUGUGCAAUACUAUUAAAUAUAUCUUUUAUAUUAAAUGUAUUAUUUACUUGCACUGAAAGCUGAUUUUAAGAUUAUGUGUUUAUGUUAGUGUUCUAGCAUUCUUGUCCAUUGAGGUGCUAUAUAUUUCCUCCAUUUAAUCUAGAAUGAUCUUUGUUCUGUUGUUAAAAUUGUUGUGUUAGAAAUGAAGUUUUACAUGAUAAUGUGCAGCAAUUUAAAUGCAUAUGUAACAACAUAAUCUAUAAACAGUAUUUUUAGUCAUUUUUUGAUUCUGAUUUGUUUUGAAAUAUUAUAAAACAAUUCAGUAUUUCAACUGCAGGAUUACUAAAAUUGCUUAUUCCUUGAAAUAUUGAUAACUUUAUUUGCUCCUCUUGGUUGGAGAUAUUUUCUUCACUUGAUUCAUGUCAUUAGAAACACCCCUUUUUUUAAGGCACAUCAGUGGGCAUUUGAAAUUGUUCUAUGUAAAUGUUCUGUGCUAUUAACUUGUGUAUUUUUAUGCAGGCUUUCUCUGCUUUUGGAAUACUGAAGCCAUUACAAAUAUUUUUCCUGUCAAGGUUUUCAUAUCCACUUGAGAGUACCUCUGCAAAACACAAUAUACAUGUACUGAUUCAAAGAGGUUUGGCACUUUGAUGUUUUCAGAAACAAUUAAGUUAUGCUGUGUUAUCUGCGUUAGAGUUUUGCUUUUUCCAAGAUAUGAUAAUUACAUUACACAACUACACAUGAUACCUUACUUAACCCUUAGCCUGCUGCAGGCGAAUUUAACAGCCUUUGCAAACAGCUUGGAACCAGAUCAGACGCCGAUUAAAUCGGCGUCUGAUCAGGUUCCAAGCUGUUUGCUACUCUGACAAUAUUUCUUCCAUUUUUGGAGCAAAUUGAAUGAACUUUACAAUUUUAGCAGACGACAUUUCCAGCAGACAACAAUUUACCUAGCAUGCUAAAGGUUAAUAAUGUUUUUAUUUUGUAAAGAGAAAAUAGAGAAAAGGUUGGGUUGUUCUUAUCAUUGUCUUCAAGUUCUUCUUCAGGCAAAUACAAAACCACUCACUGAUGAUUGAAGAAGCACUUAUUUAUAAAAAUCAAAUUGGACAUGAUGAAAAAGGUAAAGAUGAAAAGAUAAAUAUGUAAAGAUUAAAGAAAGGUUACUGUUUUUUGCUCGACUAUUCAAAGAAUAGGUAGAGCUAUUGGACUCGCCAAUGAGUCAGCGUCCCGAUUUGUUUAAGUUUUUGUAUGUAAGCUGGUAUCUCAGUAACCACUUGUGGGAAUGGAUUGAAACUUCAUACACUUAUUCACUGUGAUAAACUGACUUACAUUGCACAGGUUCCAUAACUCUACUUUGCUUUUUUACAAAAUUAUGGUCCUUUUUCAACUUAGAAAUUUUUGAUUAUGAUUUCAUAUUUAAGCUGGUAUCUCAGUAUCUACUCAUGGGAAUGGAUUGAAACUUCAUAAACUUGUUCACUGUGAUGAUCUGACAUGCACUGCACAGGUUCCAUAACUCUACUUUGCAUUUUUACAAAAUUAUGCCCCUUUUUCGACUUGGCAGUUUUUGGUUUAGUUUUUGUAUGUAAGCUGGUAUCUCUGUACCCAAAAUUGGGAAUGGAUUGAAACUUCAUACACUUAUUCACUGUGAUGAUCUGACAUGCACUGCACAGGUUCCAUAACUCUACUUUGCAUUUUUACAAAAUUAUGCCCCUUUUUCGACUUGGCAGUUUUUGGUUAAGUUUUUGUAUGUAAGCUGGUAUCUCUGUACCCACUAUUGGGAAUGGAUUGAAACUUCAUACACUUAUUCACUGUGAUGAUCUGACAUGCACUGCACAGGUUCCAUAACUCUAUUUUGCACUUUUACAAAAUUAUGUCCCUUUUUCAACUUAGAAAUUUUGGUUGAAGUGUUGUAUGUUAGCUCGUAUCUCAGUACCCACUUAUGGGAAUGAAUUGAAACUUCACAAAAAUGUCCAUUGUCAUGAGCUAAUAUGGAUUGUUUAGGUUCCUUAACCCUGUGUUGCAGUUUUACAAAAUUAUACCCCUUUUUGGACUUUAAUAUUCAGUCACUUGACAAGGCUGUUGAAUAGUAGAGCAUUGCUGUCCUCAGACAGCUCUUCUUAGAUAUUAGAAGUAGAGAAUGGUUGAGUAGUUUUGUUAUUGUGAGUUCUGCAAACACAGUGCAUGAGAGUCAAAACAGAUGAUACUAUACAUGUAUGAAUACAGGGUUGAAAAUGUAAUUAUCAAUACAUGUACUGUUCAGAUGCAAUAGAUAGAGGAGCAUUUGUUUUAUACCAGUUACAUACGCAUGUAUUAAUGAAGUGUACUUUGUGACAUGCAAAUAAUAAAUAAAAGCUGAUA
Messenger RNA from Mercenaria mercenaria, 8789 nucleotides. Its product is annotated as mitochondrial Rho GTPase 1-like. The record is from RefSeq and is a predicted model, not a curated record. NCBI's taxonomy places the organism in Eukaryota, Metazoa, Mollusca, Bivalvia, Venerida, Veneridae. Gene Ontology annotation, biological process: small GTPase-mediated signal transduction; mitochondrion organization. Gene Ontology annotation, cellular component: mitochondrial outer membrane. The coding region runs from base 308 to 2248 and encodes 646 amino acids. Gene Ontology annotation, molecular function: calcium ion binding; GTPase activity; GTP binding. The transcript has 21 exons.